AUGAUUUUAAAAAGCAUGGGCUUGCAUUACCUAUAUUACCUAGUUAUGAUAGCAACCAAAAGUUUGUCGGACAAUUACCCACUGAUACAWUUGAGGAAGGAAAGAAAAGUGUCCAUUAAUCAAUGGGUUCAAAUUGUUGAAGAUUUGAUUGUAUUACAAGCAACUGUUGCAGUUGCAGCAAAUUUCACCCAAAUGGUUUUGCCUAAAACAGAAAAGGGAAAAGGGAUUUUCAAAUUGAAAAAACCUUUUAAAAAUGAGAAACCGGCAGAGAAAUAUAUUGACUUGUACCCAAUUCAAAUGUCUUCUGUGGCACAACUUGACAAUGGUCAAUCGGUAAUGUCAACUAACUUUGACACUUAUACUUUGAUUUUACAAUUAGGGUACAUCCUAUCAACUGUUGAUGAAUGGGAAAUCAACAACUACAGAGUACGUGUUAUUGUUUUUGUCGAGUUUCUGAAUGAAGUCGCUGAUGAAAAGGAAAGAUUAGCUGGAUUGUUAUCAAGUUUGAGAAUUGAUGCAGAAAUUAGGGUCAUUUGUUUGGAAAAUGCAAAUUUAGAUUCUUAUAAUUAUAUGAUCAAAGGGUACACGAAAUCACAGCUGAAUAAGACUCAGUAUGAUAAAGUUGACAGAGUCUUGGCAUGUGAUCAAUGGUGGAAGAACUUGUCGAAAGCAAGAGAAACAUUACGUGAAAUUGAAAAAAGGAAAACUUUAGGUAAACAAAAAUUGAGAAUUAUACCAACAAGAACAGACUCAAAUUCAUCACUCCUUCCAGAGACAUUCCAACCAUUGAAUUUAACUUCCAGAAGUCCACAAGGGGUUCAAGUUCAAGGCUUGAAGAAUAAUAGAAGAUAUACACUUUCCAAUUUACAAGAACAAGGGAUGUCAUUAUCAUUUAAUUUGAGAGCUGCCAAUCUGACGACAGGAAAAGAUUUACUAUAUGCUGAUUCAAUAGUUGAUAGUAGUGACAGUGAAUCAGAAGACUCGUCAUCAGUUGCCACUUCAAACACUACUGCCAAUCUUGGCUAUGUGUCGUCUAGAGAUAAUAGUUAUGUCAAUCUUGCUUCCUCGCAAGCUACAUUAGAAAACACGCAAAGGGGAGAUCUUCCUAAAGUCAAAAAUACGUUAAAAGAGCAAAAUGUGUAUUCAAGAACCCAUACACCAGAGAUAUUAUCCAGUAGAUCUUCUGUCAUCAAUUUGAGACCAAAUUUCCUGUCUGUUAAAAUCCCAACUGCAAAAAUUAAUGACGAAGCUGAAGAUGGGGAUGACCAAGAGGAGGAUGAAGAGGAAGAGGGAGCUGAAACAGAUAACGUUCAAGGCAAAGAAGAGGAUGAAACAAAUAAAGAAACUGCCGAAAAGGGAAGUAUUCUCAUCAAGGAUAAACAGUCCAAGACAAAAGAUAGAUCUAAACAAUCGAUUCAAUUUGUUGCAGAUGAACCUCCAAAGGAUUUACUGGUAAAUCCUGAAUCAUCACAAAGUAACCAGAAAGGUGGUAAACCCAAAACCAAAAAUCUUAUUGUCAACGAUGAUGAAAUAAUCCAUCAUAUGGAAACGCCACAAUUUUUAGCUGCCGAAGAUGAUGAUGAGACAGAUUUCCUACAAAUGUCAUUGAGAGACAGUAAAUUUCCUUCAUGUGGUCCAUCAAGUGCUAGAUCUGAAGUGUAUAAACAGAAACCAACUUUGUCAACAAAUCAAAGCGCCGAUUCUGAGAGAACUAUAACUAGAAAACAAUUACAAGAAGAAUUGAAGAACUUAACAUUCAAUGAUAUCCCUGCAAAGGGACAACAUUUGGUUUUGAAUGAGUUAAUGAGUAGAAAUUCGCCAUCUGAUAAAACCCACAUUAUUUUUAGUACAUUACCUGCUCCAUCAAACGGUACUCAUUUAAACGAUACUGAUUCCUUUGAUUACACUAACAAUUUGGCUAUUUGGUUAGAUGAUUUACCACCAAUUUUGUUAGUCAAUUCGCAAACCGUAACUGUUACAACUGCAUUAUAA
This is a messenger RNA of Candida albicans SC5314, 1992 nucleotides long. RefSeq lists its product as uncharacterized. The record is from RefSeq and is a predicted model, not a curated record. The transcript has a single exon. NCBI's taxonomy places the organism in Eukaryota, Fungi, Ascomycota, Pichiomycetes, Serinales, Debaryomycetaceae. Gene Ontology annotation, cellular component: membrane. Gene Ontology annotation, biological process: chloride ion homeostasis; potassium ion import across plasma membrane; chloride transmembrane transport. Bases 1 to 1992 code for a protein of 663 amino acids. Gene Ontology annotation, molecular function: potassium:chloride symporter activity.